Messenger RNA from Porites evermanni, 4554 nucleotides. Lineage: Eukaryota; Metazoa; Cnidaria; Anthozoa; Scleractinia; Poritidae. The record is from the annotation of a GenBank genome assembly.
AUGGGAAUAUCCAAAGUGUGCUGUCGAUGUUCUACAGAACCAAAUUCAGAAGUUCGAACUCCAGUUCUCCGACGUUUUUCCUGUGGAGUAGGAAGCGUAUUGAAUGAAAUCCAAAGCCGGCUUAUUUCGUUCCGUCUAGUUUUCUUCAUGAAUGUCGUAGGACUCUCCGCGACUGAAGCUGGCGUGCUGGCACUAUACGGGAAGAUUUCCCAGGCCCCAGCCACACCUCUUUGCACGUUUUUGGAAGAACGAAUUAAGAUCCCAUUUUUGUCCCGAAAACUCGGAAGAAGAAAGUCUUGGCAUUUCAUUGGAACAAUGCUGUUAACAAUCGUCCUACCACUCUACUUUGGACCUUGUUUUCCUUGUAAGAGUGAUGGUGGACAUUGGCAACUGAUGGUGUACAUUCUGACAUUGAGCACAGUUCUGUCAACUAGCGUUAGCUUGAUAGAACUUGGACAUCUGACGCUCAUUCCUAUUAUUGCAAAGAAUCAAGCAGAGGCCAUUGAACUGACUGCAUUAAGGUUUGUUUUCCCUUAACCUGCUGUUCAAAUUCACUUUCAAUUUAUAAAAUUUAAUGUACUCUUCUACCUAUGAAUUAAAGCUCUUGCAGAGGUAAAGUGAGAGAUUAUAUUCGUUAUUAGAGAGUUGCAAUAAGGCAUUUAACCUUGUCACCUGUUAGGCCCGGUUCAGACGCCGCUCCACUCAUGUGCCGAACCUAACUGAUGAAUUAAGUACGGCAAAAGAGCGGCGUCUGAAUCAAUUUGGUACGGCAGUUUUAGUUUGGUGUGGCAAAAGCGUUAAGUUGGACAGAGUCUGUCGAACUUUUGUCGAACUUAACUUAGGUUCGACACACGGUACGCCGUCUGAAUCAGAUUUCGCCCCAGUAUCACUCCAAAGUCGAACUUAUUCAUUUAGGUUCGGCACAUGAAAAGUACGGCGUCUGAACCAGGCCUUAGUAAACUAAAUAAGGCCCGGUUCAGACGCCGUACUUUUCAUGAGCCGAACCUAAUACAUUGAAUUAGGUACAUGAAAAGUUCGGCGUCUGAAUCAAUUAGGAACGCCUGUUUCAAUUUGGAACGGCUCAGCCGUUCUUUUCGCCUAGCCCGGCCGGCAAUUUCGCCUUUGGAUCGACUUUGGAACGCCUUUGAUUCAGACGCCGAACUUUUUAUGUACCGAACCAAAUGCAGUAAUUCUUGUAACGUAUUUUGUAACCAGUUUGACCGAAAUGCGCGUUUUUCGCCUUCUGAAUUUAGUUCUUCUGGAAUUAAGAUCGGCGUCUGAAUCACUUUAGCCGGUCUAAAUAAUUUGGGUCGGCCUUAAUUCGAAUUAGGUUCGGCUCAUGAAAAGUUCGGCGUCUGAACCGGGCCUAAAAUUACAAUCGACCCGCUCUCUGUUAAAGGGUCUUCCCCAUGUAGCGAUCACUUACUAAAGUCAGUUCGACAAAAUUGUCAAGAAAUCAAUGCGAAUAAAACCUCUACUAACCGCUUAUUGAUAAGCCUUAAUGAUUAUUACAAAAUUUCUCUUUAUAUCAUUGAUGAUGUACAAUAGCGUGUUUUCAUUCACGUGGCCAGCAGCAAUGUAAAUUUGUUGGGAAAAAACCAAAGUUUUUCCAUAAGGAAAAGGUUCACUUUCCUACAGGUUUAAUUUAAAAAAAAAAAAAAACACGUCUCUUGCUUUGGACUAGCAAUAUGGCGGACGUGACGUCAUGUAAAAACGCUCUAUCAGGGACGGGUAAUGAUCAAAUAAGGACAUUAUUGCCCAAGAACAUUUCUUACGAUAUUUUAACGAAUUGACUCUCCCCUGAAUUUUCCUAAAGAAACGUAUGGGACAAGAAAGAAGAUUUUCUUUGUAUUUGUCUGAAUAUAUUGGGUUAAAGAUUUAAUAGAGGUUAGAUGGACCUCAACAAGUUUAUCUGUUUUUACUGAGGCGUGCCUAAUAUGUGACGAUAUAGUUCUGGCCGGAUUUUUGAAAACGUUACUGCCAAAUUAAAUGGACCUUUCUCCAAAGCAGCCAUUUUAAAAACUAAGAGUGCAACCAUUGCUUUUUCUCUUCUCCUCCUUUCCUCCUUAUCGCACACAGUUUCUUUUGCUCCUUUCCUUUUCGUGUGGUUUUGCAGCUUAUCGGGUCCAAUUCCAAAAAGCCUUACCUUUUGACGCCUUUUAACUCAAAUGACUGCAAUUUUUGCUAUGGGUUGGUUUUCAAAAAAUCGUCUAGAGUUAUAUGAAUGUAUUUCUCCCAAUCACCUCUUCCUCCCUUCCUCUUAACUUCCGACUCAUAUGUAAUUAAAGCAUUUACGAUGAUUUAUCACGUUUUGAUACAAUAUACCUUAUGUCAUAUCACGUGGUUGAUUUACAGGACAAUGUUUCAGUUCUUGGAUGGGGUCGCUACUUACCUUGUCGCUUGGGCAAUUUUGGGGCAGGACAGUGCCAGCCAAAUUACAGCAGAGAGCUCCAUGGGCUUUAUGGUAAAAGUUGUUGAAUUAACAUCAAAAGCACCUCAAAGCUAAGCCAAACAUGAAUUGUAUUUCUUUCCUUUCGAAGGUUUUGACACUUAUCAUGGUGGGAGUAGGUUUUAUUCUGUCUAUGAUAUUUCAUGCUGGAACCAAAGAGCCUCCGGAAGUAGUUGUCAACGGGCAGUCAACCAAAAGUGAAGCUAUGGUAAUGGUGAACUUCUAUUGUAGCGACCAAUCAAAAUCUAUCAUUCUUUAAAAUAUCUUUAAAAUACGGUUAUUCAAUUUAUAAUUGUUGGAGAGCUGUUAUCCAUUUCACGCAAAUGUGCUGAUAUCUAUUUAAAUCUAAAAUCCCUUUGUUAUUUCAAAAAAUUAUGGAAUGUUGUUUUAAUUAUUAUUAUUAUUUCUUUUUUUUCAGAGGAAGUCUUCUUUUGUUUCUCCAUCAUACCCCAGUUUACAGUCGAUGACAUACAUGAAAACAGGUGCGCAAGCGCAUUUAAUUUAACCCAUACGUGCGAAAUUAGUGGUAUGUACAUCUGUCUGAUUUCGUUAAAACGUGGCCACUGGGUUUUCGCCUGACGCCGGGCGCAGCCCGGCUCCAGGCCAGUCCGGCGGCCAAAAAUGUAGGGGGCUUGACGUCUUGGUCGGUACAGCUGGAUAGCCCAGAGACUGCCCUAACAGUGGGUGGGUGGAUCAGGCCUUGGGGUCAAAACCAGUGGGGUAAGGAGGGGGCAGUUUUGACACAACUCCUUCAGUAAGCAACAGUGUUCAGUGCAUGCUUUGACUGGCGAGUACCUUGGUCUUAAUUUGCCCUAGCCAGCUGAAUUAGGCCUCUGCUGAGAAUGAUUAUCAUGAUAAUUGCAGAGCUCAGUGGGAGGCGCAGACAGUCACCCAUUGUCCUGGGUGGGGAGGGUCAAAGUCUUGGUACCAAGGACGCACUUAGCAUAGGACCUUUAGACACUCACUGAAGCCAUGUUUUCAUAAAUCCAGUCAGAAAUACUAGUUAUUCGUUUAUACUUUCUUGACCAAAAUUGCAUGAAAACUGUUCUGUGUUGCUUUCGGGUUUCCAGCAACACCACGAACUAGUUAUUAAAACACCUUAUGAGUAUUCAAACUACUUGUGUCAGCCGAAGUGACAUAUUAAUUUCUUAGCCCUAUAAAGUUACAACUUUUAAGACCUUCUGCACAGGUCACCAUUAUAAGUUUCCUAAUUAACCUGUAAAUGUUUCUUAUAACAAAUAAAUAAAUAAACAGAAUGGAAUCAUGAAAUUAAUUGCGAGCUGGAGUGAUCAAAUUGCUCAAAUACAUUUUGUUUUACUCAUCAGAAGAGCCAUUUAAUUGGUAAAUAGUGUUUUAAAAAUGAUCUAAAAACUAUCAUUAUGCCAAUUUUUUCAUCACACUUUUUAAAAUCCAGUCCAGAUUUUUUUUUGGAAUUGGCACUUAGACAUGAAGUCACUAACUUAUCUACUUUAGAUUUGUACCCCGCCAAGGAAAUAAUGCGUGACAGAUUCAUUGACAGUUUAAAGAAAAAGGGAGAAACAGAAUUCGAAGUGGAAAAUCAUACCAGGAAAAAGAGUUUUGUAAGGCACUUUAUCAAGCCCAUGUUUUCGGGAGAUGAGAACGAGAAGAAUGCAGCUGACGAAAGCUCUUCUGGUGAAGAUGGAUUCAGAGGGACGAUUUCCAAAGACUCUUUCGAUGAGAAUCGGAUCGAUGAUUCGACAGUGUUGAAGAUUGUCAAGGAGUUGCCACCAGAGCAUAAGAUGAGCGUCGUUAUGAGUACAUGUUAUGAAUUGGCUGGAUUAAAGGAACAUUUGCCGAUUGUUGAAAAAGGAAGCUGGGGUCUUAAACCUACGGAAAUGAGCAAUUCCAACGAGAAAAUUUGUACAGAAGUGCAAAGCGAUCACACCGAUAUAACUAAUGAGUCCUUUGGUAGUGAAACUGAAGUGAGUCCAUAUCAUCUUGACCAUGAGACCAGCAAGACUAGCAUCGGAGACGAUGGUACCUUACCUCAAGCUAUAGGAAACAACGAAAAGACUUUAGUUAUCUCAGAUGAUCCUGAAUCAGCUCCUCCAGUUGCCCCUGCGCCCAAAACAGUGACAGCCUAG